Molecule: messenger RNA, 1656 nt
Organism: Brachypodium distachyon (stiff brome)
Lineage: Eukaryota; Viridiplantae; Streptophyta; Magnoliopsida; Poales; Poaceae
Product: amino acid transporter ANT1
Exons: 3
Coding region: 148-1431 (427 amino acids)
Biological process (GO): amino acid transmembrane transport
Cellular component (GO): vacuolar membrane
Molecular function (GO): amino acid transmembrane transporter activity
Source: RefSeq, a predicted model, not a curated record
CAAAAUCCUACUCCGUAGAUUAAAAUUAUCGCCGUCUCCUCCCUCGUGCACCAAACAAAACCCAAAAUCGAAGCCCGUUAAUUAGCUCUCUCCCCCUUUUCAUUUUCUUCAUUGCCACCGCCGCCGCCCGCGGACCGACGGUUGUUUAUGCUGGGGAUGGGAGAGGCAGAGGCGGCGCCGCUGCUGCUGGCCGCGCGGGAGGAUGGGGCCAAGACCGGGAGAGCUGGCGGCGGCGGGGCCACGUGGGCGCAGACGCUGGGCAACGUGGUGGUGUCCAUCGUCGGGACGGGGGUGCUCGGCCUGCCCUACGCCUUCCGCACCGCCGGCUGGCUCGCGGGGUCCCUGGGAGUCGCCGCCGCCGGCUGCGCCACGCUCUACUGCAUGCUCCUCCUCGUCAGUACAGUGGACUGUAGAGAUAAACUGGAAGAGGAAGAAACAGAAGAGCCAUGUGAUGUUCUCUACACAUAUGGAGAUUUGGGAGACAAGUGCUUUGGUACUCUUGGUAGAUGCUUGACAGAAAUCCUAAUCUUUGUCUCGCAAGCCGGUGGGUCUGUUGCUUACCUAAUAUUCAUUGCUCAGAAUCUCCAUUCCAUGUUUACCCAGUUGAUGUCGCCAGCCGGCUUCAUCUUUGCCAUCCUCCUGCCUGUGCAAACUGCGCUGUCCUUCGUCUGCUCGAUGUCCUCGCUUUCACCAUUCAGCAUAGUUGCAGAUGCAUGCAAUGUCUUAGCGAUGGCCAUAGUUAUCAAAGAUGACGUUCAACUUUUCGAUCAUCCUUUUGCAAAUAGAAGUGCUUUCAAUGGUCUUUGGGCGAUACCUUUCACUUUCGGGGUCGCAGUUUUCUGCUUUGAAGGAUUUAGUAUGACUCUGGCGCUGGAGGCAUCAAUGGCAGAACGAAGAAAGUUCCGCUGGGUGCUUUCUCAAGCAGUUGUCUGCAUCAUAUUUGUGUAUGCGUGUUUUGGAGUGUGUGGGUACUUGGCCUAUGGUGAAGCCACCAAGGACAUCAUAACACUUAAUCUUCCCAAUACCUGGUCUUCUUCUGCAGUUAAGGUUGGCUUAUGCUUCGCACUGGCAUUCACAUUCCCAGUUAUGAUGCACCCGAUCCAUGAGAUUGUUGAGAUGAGAAUCAGAUCAAUCGGAUGCUUCCAUAAGCUUUCCCACAAUGUCCAUGGUGCCGAAUGGUUGGGCUUGCACUCAAGCCGCAUCGCUGUGGUGAUCAUCCUGGCAGUGGUGGCCUCCUUUGUGCCUGCAUUUGGGUCUUUCAUCUCCUUUGUUGGGAGCACGGUGAGUGCGCUGCUCGCUUUCGUGCUGCCUACCGCCUUCCAUCUCCGCAUAGUGGGGUCAUCAAUGAGCUUGUGGCAGCGGCUGCUUGACUAUGGUUUCCUUCUCUUUGGCCUGGUUUUCGCUGGCUAUGGAAUGUUCACGGCUCUCUAGCCUGUCAAAUUGAUUGAGGAAUUCAAGAUUAAAUGUCCACUAUGUUGAAGUACAGAAGUCAAGUGUUCAUAGAAAAAAAAAAGGAAAAGAAAGGUGUGUAAAGGGACUGUUAAAUGUAUAUCAGGGUUGAAGGAAGCCGUGACUUUUUUUCCUCCUGAGACUUUGUUCCGUUAAUCCCACCACCUGGGGAUCAAGAGGGCUCGAAGGGAUUGCUGUUUAAUUUUC